AUGCCGAAUCUCGUCCGGAAACUCCUCAUCUUUGCUGCUGUGGAUGGGCUGAUCCUACAGCCAUGCCCGCCUCGCAACCAGCCGCCCGCGACACAGCAAGCCAUUAAGGUCGACUACAAGGGCAACGUCGGACCCUUGCUCAGGGACCGGCGCGACGAAGAUAUUGCGCCUACGUCGGUGGAAGCGCAUGGCAUCAUUCGUGGCAAGUCCAUAUACAAAAUCACUCACGUGAGCUUGAUUCCACUGUCAUCACAAGCCGAAGCCGACAAGGCCAUCACAUCCGCCCGAGAGCACGUCCGACGUCAGAAUAAAGCGCAUGCCGCAGGAGCGGGUGACACAGACAGCGAAGACGAGGAAGGCGCGCCUAGCGUGGCCGACUCGCUGGACGACGAUGGCACAACCACAUCCAGCGAGGUGAUUGAUCCCGUGACCGGGCAGAAGGGGCCCGCCAAGGGAGACUCGAGCGUGGCGGCGGAUGUCAUGCAGCGCAAAGGCGUCUACGGCCGCUUCGCCGACAAGUGGUUCUCCAGAAAAGGUUGGAGUGCAGAUAGCAGGCGCACACAGGGCCUCAGUUCGCAAGAGAACCCAACAGGCAAAGUGCCGAAAAACGUCGAAUCUACUCCAAAGGACGAGGAGCUUGGAGCAGACCCUGCCGACCAGGAGGCGUUGCCUAGCUCGGAGAAAGUUGCCCCAGAAAGUGUCAAACCAGAGAAUAUUCCGAAAGCUCUAGAGGGCCAGAAGGAUGCAACAACUGUGGCGUUACUGCCGAAGAUUCUGCAGACGACGCGCAUGUACUUUUCUUCGGGCAACUUCUUCUUUUCCUACGACUAUGACCUUUCUCACAGCAUUGGCACUUCGCGACCAAACUCCAGCUUGCCUCUCUUCAGGCAAUUUGAUCCAUUAUUCUUCUGGAAUCAGCAUAUUGUAGAGCCAUUCGUAGAUGCUGGCCAGCAUUCAUUUGUCCUUCCCAUCAUCCAAGGCUUCGUCGGACAGAGACCCUUCACCAUCAAAGUCGCAGACCCUCAUUCCAACAGCGCAGUGAUUGAUCCUUCCGCCACUCCAGACGACAUUCAAUUGCAGUCAUGGCAUGAGAAGCAGAAAAAAGACGCAGACUCUGAUUCAGAUACCAACACCGACACACCGCCGCCUGAGACUUCAGAUGGAAAAGACUUUUUGUUGACCCUAAUUUCUCGACGCUCUACCCACCGGGCUGGUCUCCGCUAUCUGCGUCGCGGUACAGACGAUGAUGGCUUUACUGCAAACAGUGUCGAGACCGAGCAAAUCCUUUCCCCGCCUACCUGGAAUACCUCGCAGGAUAAAAUCUUCUCGUACACACAGUUCCGCGGUUCCAUACCCCUCUUCUUCUCUCAGUCGCCAUACAGCCUCAAGCCCCAAGUCAGCACAUGGGGUACCUUUGAGACCAAUGCCAGGGCUUUCAAGCGACAUUUUGACAAUCUCGCAUCGCGAUAUGGCGAUGUUUAUUGCGCUUCGUUGAUUGACAAGCACGGAACUGAAUCAAAAAUUGGAGAGCUAUACGAGAGGCACGCAAAGUCACUGAAUGAAAAUGGUGGCAUCGACGGCAAAGGUAAGCAGCUGGGCUUCGAGUGGUUCGACUUUCACAAUGUAUGUCGCGGUAUGCACUUCGAGAAUGUGUCGCGGCUCAUGGACACGCUCGAACCAUUCGCUUCCUCGACAGGCUGGACCGUCAUCUCUGACGACCAGAUCGAACACAAGCAGUCAGGCGUUUUGCGCACAAACUGCAUGGACUGCCUGGAUCGAACGAAUGUAGUUCAAUCUGCCUGUGCAAGGACCGCGCUCGAGGCGCAGCUGUCCGCAGGCAGCUACAACAUCGACCUGCAGAACGACCCUAGCACCAGUUGGUUUAACACUCUUUGGGCCGACAACGGAGACAACAUUUCACGCCAGUACGCCGGUACUGCGGCCCUCAAAGGUGACUUUACACGGACUAGAAAACGACAGAUCACGGGUGCCUUGACCGACUUUGGGUUGACACUCACCCGCUAUUACAACAACAUUGUAAAUGACUACUUCACACAAGCACUCAUCGACUAUCUACUCGGUCGUGCAACCGAAACUAUCUUCGCAGAAUUUGAAGCGGAUAUGAAGAGCUCGGACUACUUCAUAGACAUGGGGAAGGUGCGACAGCAAGCGAUCGAUCGCUCUGCCGGUAUCGUGAUCGAAGACCAGGAUGAAGACCUGAUCCACGGAUGGACUUUGACUGUCCCUACGGCAGCAAACCAAGUAAAAACAGCAACUUUCGAAGAAGCAGUCCUUCUUCUGACGGACAAAGCAUUGUACUUUUGUCGCCUAGAUUGGGGCACUGAAAAGGUUCGCGAGUUCGAGCGCAUUCAGCUUGAGAACGUGCAAGGUCUCAUGCGUGGUGUGUAUAUUACAAGCACGCUUGCUCAGCGGCACAUGGACACCGAUAAGAAUGUUGGUUUUGUCGUCAGAUACAAAGCUGAAGGUGGCGGCGACCUGGUGCGGAGAAACACUAGAGCCUUGGACUCUGGAGCUGGUAAUGAUGAGCAACACCAACAAGACACCAAAAAGGAGGAGGCAGGUCGCUUUUUGGCAUUCAAAGCUUUGCCUCCUCGCAGCAACGUCUCUUCCAAGGACACACCCGAUUCUCCGGAUAACGAAAUCGAGGUUGUGAAGAGCGUAUGCGACGAGAUUGUGCGCGUUGCGAACAAGAGUGGGAACAAAUGGAAUGUCCCUGAGACUGCACAGGAGGGCCUGGAUUAUGAGGGCCAAAACCGGCAGCUGACCGUGGAGGGUAGAAGGACAUUAUAA
Parastagonospora nodorum SN15 is the source of this 2811-nucleotide messenger RNA. RefSeq lists its product as hypothetical. Gene Ontology annotation, molecular function: phosphatidylinositol-4-phosphate phosphatase activity. Gene Ontology annotation, biological process: phosphatidylinositol dephosphorylation. The transcript has 3 exons. The record is from RefSeq and is a predicted model, not a curated record. Gene Ontology annotation, cellular component: endoplasmic reticulum. NCBI's taxonomy places the organism in Eukaryota, Fungi, Ascomycota, Dothideomycetes, Pleosporales, Phaeosphaeriaceae. The coding region runs from base 1 to 2811 and encodes 936 amino acids.